Myripristis murdjan (pinecone soldierfish) is the source of this 1842-nucleotide messenger RNA. RefSeq names its product RAP1 GTPase activating protein-like (gene rap1gapl). Gene Ontology annotation, cellular component: cytoplasm. Gene Ontology annotation, molecular function: GTPase activator activity. The transcript has 19 exons. Bases 1 to 1704 code for a protein of 567 amino acids. The record is from RefSeq and is a predicted model, not a curated record. Gene Ontology annotation, biological process: regulation of small GTPase mediated signal transduction. NCBI's taxonomy places the organism in Eukaryota, Metazoa, Chordata, Actinopteri, Holocentriformes, Holocentridae.
AUGGAGAGAGAAAAGAGGAAUGACAUGUCCUUCUCCAGAAAGAGAAGUUUCACUUUUGGUGCAUAUGGAGGUGUGGACAGAUUUACAUGUGGGGAUGAAGCGAGACCUGAAUCUGUCGAGCAGAACAUACUGGAUAUUCUGGACUCUCCUGCCACUGAGACCAAGCCUUUCCUGUCUGCCGGCAGCAACCAGAGGGGGACAGAGCUGUUUGAAAUUAUAGAAAAGCUGCAGGGCAGUAGGAUAGAUGAGCAGCGAUGCGCAUUCCCUCCACCUCUGAAGUCUCAGCUUUUAAAAAUGGGUGGGGAGCUGCCCCUCAUCCUGCCGCCAAAGCUGGGAGGCUACUGGAUAGACCCCCCACUGGAGAAGCUUGUAGAUGCGAGUCCCACCUUGUCCCGGCGUGGCCUGGACCCCGAGAGCUACGACAUCAUGGAGAGAGACAGCGAGGCCAAAAUCUACCAUGAGUUCUUCCACUCACGAUAUCAUCACUCAUUCACAGCAGUGGAUCCCUCCUUGGGACCAUUAGUUCUCUCAGUGUGUUUGGAGGAAGAGGAGAAGAGGCUGCGAGUGAUACUAAGAAUGAAGGAGUGCUCUUUGCAUGGAGUUUUCUCUGUCUCUCUUUUUGCCAAUAUGCCCUCCGCUGCUGAGUUAGCAAAGAUGCUCUGUGACAGUGUGACUGUCUCCAGGUUUGAAGUAGUCAGCUAUCUCAAGGCUCCAGAGCUCAUAACAGCUUUUGAUGAACACAGAGUGUCUCCUAACUUCAAGUUUGGCAUAUUGUACCAAAAGGAUGGGCAGCUCACUGAGGAGGACAUACUUAGUAACAAUGAGGAAAGUGAGGAGUUUAAAGAGUUCCUCUCUAUUUUGGGAGAGACAAUUCAGCUGCAAGGCUUCACCGGAUUCAGAGGAGGUCUGGAUGUGUGUCACGGCCAGACAGGAAGCGAUGCAGUGUUCACUUCCUUCCAUGGAAGAGAAAUCAUGUUCCAUGUCGCUACUAAGCUGCCUUUCACAGAGGGUGACCCACAGCAGUUACAAAGAAAAAGACACAUCGGUAAUGACAUCGUAGCUGUGGUCUACCAGGAAGGCCACACCCCUUUCCUAUCCGAUGUCAUUAGCUCCCACUUUCUGCACUGUUUCCUGGUGGUGCGAAGGGUCCGAAGAGGGGAGGAGGAGGAGACAGGAACGGUAGCAUACCAGGUGUCUGUCACAGCCAGAGAGGAUGUGCCCCCCUUUGGUCCGGUACUCCCAGAUCCUCCCAUCUUCACAAAUCGUUCCCUGCUGAGAGAGUUCCUCCUGACCAAGCUCAUCAAUGCCGAGAUUUCCUGCUAUAAGGCAGAGAGAUUCAGCCGACUGGAGCUACGCACUCGUUCAUCGCUUCUGGAGAGCUUGCAGGCUGAGCUCUCCACCCGGUCCCAGUGCAUGAUGGGGGAUCCAACACUGUCCUCUCUCCCGUCUUCUGAGGGUGUUAGAGGCGGCUCUGAGGGGAGUGGAGGCUUCAUUGAAAACUUUAAGAGAGCCAUCAGGGUGCGGAGCCAUUCGUUUGAGACUCUUGGGGUACCAAAGAAGAUUGGUGGGAUUGUAACACAGAAGCCUAAGCUGAGUGAGAAGGAUGGGGAGAGUGAUAAAUCUCCAGGAAAUAAGACUCCCUUCACAGACAGCGUGGGACCUGCAGAGCUCAAAGACCAAGCCAGUCCUCAGGAGGAGACGUAAAUAGAAAUAUUAAUGUGUAGAUUUUAGACUUUAAUGUACAUACUAAAAUCACGAUAUAGCUAUUUCUUGAUAAUCCCCGUGGAUGACCUGUAUGUAAAUAGAGUGUAAAACCAAAGAGCAUGCACUAUUUUACUGUCA